UUUCUUCUCUACUUUUCCCUCCGUUCCACUUUUCUCUCUCACAAUUCCCUUCUUCUGUCGCUCUUGAACCUCGAUUCCUUUCGCUCUCCAAGGCUACCUUCUCUCCCUCUUCCACCGUGCGAUCUUUGUCUCACAAAUUACCAACCACACUUUCUUGCUAAAAAAACCUUCACUGCUUUCUCUGUUGCUAGAGGUUGCUUUCUCUUCUGCUCCCGCAGGGCCUUCAGUUCUCACUUAGAUUCCAGAGUAGAAGCCCAUAAAGCUAAUAUGGCAAAGCGAGAGCUUUCCAGCACUCUCAGGAACUUAAAAGUUUAUGCAAAGAGCAACUUAGAAAGAGGUGAAGAAAGAAGAAGAUGUCAAACCAUACCUUAUCACCUCAGAAUUUUACGUUUAAUAACCAAGUGGAUUACUUUACUUGGUUGGACCUGUUUUUAUAGCUAUAUUUCAACCUUUCCUCUGAUGGCUUUUAACGAUUGGAUUUCUCGAGUCUACUUUCCAUGCUUUGACCAUUUCAUUUGGCAGAGGGUUCUGGGUUUUGGAGAAUUCUUCAUUAAAUUGGUUUUGCAGAAUUUUUUGUGAUUAAAUUUCUGGGUUAAGUAGCGGUUUUUGAGGUUGUGGUCUCC
Molecule: messenger RNA, 623 nt
Organism: Pyrus x bretschneideri (Chinese white pear)
Lineage: Eukaryota; Viridiplantae; Streptophyta; Magnoliopsida; Rosales; Rosaceae
Exons: 4
Coding region: 268-579 (103 amino acids)
Source: RefSeq, a predicted model, not a curated record